AUGUCUUCGACUACCACAAAAAUAACUGAAGAUGAUAACGAUCCUAUAGUCAUCAAACAAAACGACGAUACGAAUGUUGUCAAGCUAGAUAUGCGCGAGUCUUUAAAGGUCCCUCAUUCAGAUCCGUCCAAUCCCUUUGCUUUUAUUCCAGAUCAAUUAUCAGCCUUACAUGAUCCAAAGAAUAUCGAGCUAUUACAUAUCUAUGGCGGAAUGGAUGGUCUUGAAAAGGGUUUACAUACAGACAGAAACCAUGGUCUAUCACAAUUGUAUACUCCCACAAACCAGCCAUCCUAUCAACCCAUCUCAUUGAAAGAUAUCACAUCUGAUCCAUCGCAAUUAAAGGAUCCCUCACCUUCAGAUGCAGCAGCAGUAGCACCAGCACCAGCAGCAGAACCUACUCAUAAUCGUAUCAAAAAGAGUCAUACUGGCCUAUCGAUCAAAUCAGCAACGAACGAUACCCAUCAUUCGCACCAAGAUACAGUCAGAAGCGGUAUCUUUGGUAUCAAUACUUUGCCACCUGUCAAAGCAAAAAAUAUCUUUCAACUUAUGUGGAUGGCAUUCCAAGAUAAAACGCUGAUCUUAUUGGCUGUGGCUGCCGUUGUUUCCCUAGCAGUUGGUAUCUAUGAAGAUAUUGCUAUUCCCGAGUAUGAUCAUCAAGGAAACAAAAUUGCUGGUGUAAAGUGGGUCGAAGGUGUAGCUAUUAUCAUAGCCAUUUUGAUCGUCGUGAUGGUGGGCUCCGUCAAUGAUUUUCAGAAAGAAAAGCAGUUUCGAAAAUUAAAUGCCAAAAAAGAUGAUCGCAUUGUCAAGGCUACACGUGAUGGUCAGAUCGUACAAAUUUCAGUGUAUGAUAUACAAGUGGGUGAUGUGUUACAUUUGGAACCAGGAGACAUCGUAGCUGCUGAUGGUGUCUAUAUUGAAGGCCAUAAUGUCCGCUGUGACGAAUCAGCGGCUACCGGAGAAUCAGAUGCUGUACGUAAACAAUCCUUCGAGUCCUGCUAUAGGUUGCAUCAUCCUGAACAAGUGAAAGAAGAGAAAGAACAUCUGAACGAUACCCAAUUCUUGUCGAUACCCAACGAAAAUACCCAACACCAACAACAACAAGAUUCUUCUAUCAGCUCCAUUGCUUCUUCUUCUGCAUCGACCACCAAAGCGAUCAAGAAAAAAGAAAAUGUCAGCAGCAGCGGCAAAUCCCUGCCUGACCCUUUCAUUCUCUCUGGCUCCAAAGUCCUUGAAGGUGUGUGUACUUAUCUUGUCACUGCUGUCGGUGUCCACUCUUACUAUGGACGUACCAUGAUGGCCCUUCGUACGGACAAUGAAUCCACGCCUCUUCAACAAAAGCUCAAUGGCAUUGCUUCUAUGAUUGCUAAAUUGGGCUCUGCCGCUGGUCUCUUGAUGCUUAUUGUCUUGUUUAUCCGCUAUUUCGUCAGUUGGAAAUAUCAUGGCGUUCCCACUAUCCCUACUGAAAUCGUUCAGCAAAUCAUGGGUAUUCUUAUCGUCGUGGUCACCAUCAUCGUCGUCGCUGUCCCUGAAGGUUUGCCGCUCGCUGUGACCUUGUCGCUCGCUUAUGCCACGCAACGUAUGUUGAAAGAUAACAAUCUGGUCCGUGUUCUGGCUGCCUGUGAAACCAUGGGUAAUGCGACGACCGUUUGUUCUGAUAAGACAGGUACUUUAACUCAAAAUAAAAUGACGGUGGUAGCCGGCACGUUAGGUUCCUCUUUCCGUUUCCUUCAAAACCCGCCCGCCAACCGUUCAGACUUGAACGAUAUCCGUUCCAUAUCUGAAAAGGUACCUGCUCCUAUUUUGCAACUCAUAAGUCAAGGGAUUGCCGUCAACUCCACUGCUUUUGAAACGGCGACCACGGAAGAGAAGCUGGACAGCAGCAAGAAUGAAAAGAACAACAAGAAGAACAACACGACUCCUCCUGAAACCGUCACCACGACCUCUUUCGUGGGUAACAAGACCGAAACUGCCCUUUUGCAAUUCAAUAAAAGUUAUUGUCAGUCCGACCUCUCCCCUGACUAUGACACUUUGCGUCGCACGUGGCCUAUCGAACAAGUCUUUCCUUUCAGUUCGGAGCGUAAGGCCAUGGCGACCAUCCUACGCUUACCUCAUCCACACAAAAAAGGUGAAUUCAUCUGGCGUGCCCAUAUUAAAGGCGCUUCUGAAAUCCUGUUGGAACACUGUGGCUCCAUUCUCACUCUCAACCCUGCCAACUACAAAGCCGAGGAUGGUGAUGAUGUCAAGACACGUCCUUUGUCUCAAGAAGACCAUCGUCGUAUGGAACGCAUCAUUCAAAGUUAUGCUACCCGUAGUCUGCGCACCAUUGGUAUGGCUUACCGUGAUUUCGAGUCUUGGCCGCCUUCAGCAUCCUCUCAAGCGGGUCGUCAUGCUGUCAAGGUGGGUGAAGAAGUGGAAGUACCCUAUGAAGAUCUUGUCGCCAACCAAGGUUUAACGCUUAUUGGCGUUGUCGGUAUUGAGGAUCCUCUACGUCCUGGUGUCAAAGAAGCCGUCAGUGCUUGUCAACGUGCUGGUGUCUUUGUUCGUAUGGUGACCGGUGAUAAUGUCGUUACAGCCAAGUCCAUCGCUAAACAAUGCGGUAUCUAUACUACCGGUGGUAUUGUGAUGGAAGGUCCUGUGUUCCGUCAUUUAGCUCCCAGUGAAAUGGAUGCUAUUUUACCUCGAUUGCAAGUCUUGGCCCGUUCGAGUCCUGAAGACAAACAAAUCUUGGUCGGCCGUUUACGUGAACUGGGUGAUAUCGUGGCUGUCACUGGCGACGGUACCAAUGAUGGUCCGGCCCUCAAAUUGGCCGAUGUCGGUUUCUCCAUGGGUAUUGCCGGUACCGAAGUGGCCAAAGAAGCAUCGAGCAUCAUUCUGAUGGACGAUAAUUUCUCAAGUAUUGUGAAGGCUAUCAUGUGGGGUCGAUGCGUCAAUGAUUCCGUCAAGAAGUUUUUGGAGUUCCAACUCACGGUCAAUGUCACGGCCGUCAUCUUGACCUUUGUGUCCGCCGUCGUCAGUUCGACGCAAAAGUCAGUCUUGACCGCUGUUCAAUUGUUAUGGGUCAAUUUAAUCAUGGAUACCUUUGCUGCUUUGGCUUUGGCCACGGAUCCACCGACGGAAGAGCUUUUAGAACGCCCACCAGAACCUCGCUCAGCUCCCCUGAUUACCUUCAAAAUGUGGAAAAUGAUCAUUGGCCAAGCGAUCUUCCAAGUAGUCGUUACCAUCAUCUUGCUUUACAGUGAUAUCCUACACUAUGAUGCUGGCGAUAUUGUCUUGCAAACGAUUGUCUUCAACACGUUUGUCUUUUGCCAGAUCUUUAACGAAAUCAAUUGUCGACGCAUUGAUUCCAAGCUCAAUAUCUUCCAUAACAUUCUGGCCAACAAGUUCUUUAUGUUUAUCUUUUUCUUCUGUAUCGCUCUGCAAGCUAUCAUUGUCAAUUUUGGAGGUGCUGCUUUCCAGGUCACUCCAAUUGAUGGUGUGGGUUGGGCUAUUUCGAUUAUCGUCGGUCUUUUAUCCAUCCCUAUUGGUGUUGUCGUCCGAUUGAUUCCGGAUGGCAUCUUUUCAUUCGUCUUUAUGUUCAAUCCUCGUGCUCGACAAAGAUAUUUGGGUGGUCAACAUCUUCAUGGUUUAGAAAGCCCUAGCGUGUAUAUAGCAGGCAAUGAGCGCAUCAACUGGAAUAACCCAAGGUCAAACACAGUAGGUAGUGCAGGCGGCUUCAGUUUUGCCUCCACUCAUUCUCCAUUGCCAUCAUCCAAGAAGCCCCAGCUACAUCAGGAUAUGGACAUGGGCAUCAACGAAGCGGCACCUGCUUACAAUAUCUCAUCUACAUUACCUGAAUAUUAUGCCGAAGAAAAAUUCGACGAGCAAAAUGAAAACACCGUUUCUUCUACUGGCUCACUCGAUCUGCAGCAACAACAAGGAAGAACCUAA
This is a messenger RNA of Mycotypha africana, 3927 nucleotides long. RefSeq lists its product as uncharacterized. The record is from RefSeq and is a predicted model, not a curated record. Gene Ontology annotation, molecular function: ATP binding; ATP hydrolysis activity; P-type calcium transporter activity. Gene Ontology annotation, cellular component: membrane; intracellular membrane-bounded organelle. Gene Ontology annotation, biological process: intracellular calcium ion homeostasis; calcium ion transmembrane transport. Bases 1 to 3927 code for a protein of 1308 amino acids. Lineage: Eukaryota; Fungi; Mucoromycota; Mucoromycetes; Mucorales; Mycotyphaceae. The transcript has 3 exons.